AUGACGGCGCCAGAAACGCCUGAAGAAUAUGAAGCCAGGUUAACAAAGCAACGUGAGCGAUACACACAGAUGAUAGCGUCAGAAACGCCUGAAGAAUAUGAAGACAGGUUAACAAAACAACGGGAGCGAUACACACAGAUGAUAGCGUCUGAAACGCCUGAAGAAUAUGAAGCCAGGUUAACAAAACAACGGGAGCGAUAUACACAGAUGGUAGCGUCAGAAACGCCUGAAGAAUUUGAAGUUAGAUUAAUACAAAGCAGUCAAAGACAAAGACAGCAGUUGGGUUCAGAAACGCCUGAACAUCGCGAUACGUGGUUAAAUAAACAACGAGAGCGUACCCAGCAAUGCAGAGCUAAUAAUCUGCUGGCAUUCGAGAAUGCUAUUAACACAAUUUGUUUACAUGUUUGUGAUAUUUGUACCAAACGUUGUUAUCCUAAUCAAGUUCGUAAAUAA
Molecule: messenger RNA, 453 nt
Organism: Pararge aegeria (speckled wood butterfly)
Lineage: Eukaryota; Metazoa; Arthropoda; Insecta; Lepidoptera; Nymphalidae
Exons: 1
Coding region: 1-453 (150 amino acids)
Source: RefSeq, a predicted model, not a curated record